This is a messenger RNA of Oncorhynchus kisutch (coho salmon), 3856 nucleotides long. Its product is annotated as cyclin-dependent kinase 6. Gene Ontology annotation, molecular function: cyclin-dependent protein serine/threonine kinase activity; cyclin binding; ATP binding. The transcript is spliced from 8 exons. Gene Ontology annotation, biological process: regulation of gene expression; protein phosphorylation; regulation of cell population proliferation. The coding region runs from base 773 to 1747 and encodes 324 amino acids. Lineage: Eukaryota; Metazoa; Chordata; Actinopteri; Salmoniformes; Salmonidae. The record is from RefSeq and is a predicted model, not a curated record. Gene Ontology annotation, cellular component: cyclin-dependent protein kinase holoenzyme complex; cytoplasm; nucleus.
UCGAAUGUUCCAUUAAAAUAAACGUUUCUUCCCGCCCAGAUUUCCCCCUGUGGUGCUGCUGGUUUUGACUCUGAGGUAAACCCGAGAGAGAACUAUGAAUGAUAAAGAACCAAGGAGGGCAACAUAACGAAAAAGGAGGCGGUUAGUCUUUGUAGUCGGGAGGAAUGCGGAAAUGUUCCUGCUCUGUGUCAAACUUAUCUGAAGGGGGUCAAGGCACAUUCAGCCAGCGUGGGAAAGCGAAGAAGAGACGGAGCUCACAGGCAAGCGUUGCAUAUCCCGGGAUAAAUGGGGAAAAGAGAGUUAAAAAGGGGAAAAACUGAGAAAAGCGUGGCUUGGAGAAUAUAUCACGCUUUUGUCCUAUGACCCCCCCCCCCCCCCCAAGUUGCACUGUGUUUUUCAGUUAAAAAAAAAUUAUAAUACCCCCCUCCCCCCGUAUUAUAGUUGCUUUGCUUGAGCUGCAGUUGCAGAGGUGGUGAACCUACUGCUGAGGGAUGGGGGUUACAGAAGCUGCUCCAUCCGACUACCUGUGUGGCCCGGCGUGACAGUGAGGGAUCUGUGAUGUGUUCUGUCUUAGUGUGAACACUUAUCCAAAGGGGGUAUGUUUCAUAAAUUCAUGGACACGACCAAUUGCGAAUUUCACUGAUAACAUACAAUAAGGCAUUGCACGCGCCAACAACUAUUUUCUGUGAGGAUGGCUUUGUAAUAACCCUGGUUCGUUACGUUCGUUGGGAUUCCCCGCAAUAUCAACAAGAAAAAGAAAAAAGACGCAAAAAUGGACAAAGAAAGUGUAGCACAACAGUACGAGCCCGUCGCCGAGAUUGGGGAAGGUGCGUAUGGAAAGGUGUACAAGGCACGAGAUUUGAAGAACGAGGGACGCUUUGUAGCCCUAAAACGAGUUCGGGUACAGACGGAGGAGGAAGGGAUGCCCCUCUCAACCAUCCGUGAGGUGGCGGUACUGAGGCAACUGGAGGCAUUCGAACACCCCAACGUGGUCAGACUGUUCGAUGUGUGUACUGUGUCUCGGACCGACCGCGAGACCAAGCUGACCCUGGUCUUUGAGCACGUUGACCAGGACCUGACCACGUACCUGGAGAAAGCACCUGAUCCUGGGGUGCCACCUGAAACUAUCAAAGAUAUGAUGUACCAGCUGCUGCAGGGACUGGACUUCCUGCACUCACACCGUGUGGUUCACCGGGACCUGAAACCCCAGAACAUUUUGGUCACCAGUGGAGGACAGAUCAAACUGGCCGAUUUUGGCCUCGCCAGGAUAUACAGCUUUCAGAUGGCCCUGACCUCUGUGGUGGUGACGUUGUGGUACAGAGCCCCAGAGGUGUUGCUCCAGUCCAGCUAUGCCACCCCAGUUGACCUGUGGAGUGUGGGCUGUAUCUUCGCUGAGAUGUUCAGGAGAAGACCUUUGUUUCAAGGAAACUCAGAUGUUGAUCAGCUGGGCAAGAUUUUAGAUGUGGUCGGGGUUCCCUCGGUGGAGGACUGGCCCCAGGAAGUAGCCCUACCACAGAGUGCCUUCUCCCCACGACCCCCUCAGCCAAUCGGAGAACUUGUCCCUGACAUGGAUGAGCUGGGGAAAUCCCUUUUACUCCAAUUCCUGGCUUUUAAUCCCUCCAGAAGGAUAUCAGCAUUUGCUGCUCUGACCCACCCCUACUUCCAGAGUGUGGAUAGUGACACUAAGAGUGUGUACGCCCAGCCCAUUGGCAGCAACAAGCCCACCCUGGAGGAGAGAGCUGCCUGACAGCCCCCUGGCCCAGGACUGGACUGGCCUGACCGAGAGGGAGAGAAAGAGAGGGAUGGACACAAAGACUAAGAAAGAGAGCAAUAAACAGAGACAUUUGAUUCCAAAAGGCAACCGUGCUGUCUUCCACAAUUUACCAAUUUGAAUGCUGCUUUUUAGGAUACUUUUAUAAAAAAAGUUUAAACAAUGCAAGGACCCCUGAAGCUGAGAUGUACUGCCACCAGGAGAGAACCUCUGGAUGUCCAGGAGCUGCUGCCUCUUGUCUCUCCUUCCUUAGCUUGAGAAGAGGCUCCUCGGUGGGGGAACACCAAGCACCAAGGGUAGGUCGGCAUGGACCUCACCUGGAGCUCACCUUCACAACAACCGAGAGAGAUGACACACGCACACACACAUUUUAAUCCAAUGCAGGAGGACCUCACACACUGCCUAGUGCUACUUCUGGUCCAAACAAACAUGUGUGUUUUGAUAUCACUGCCACCUACAGGUUGUCCUGUGUUACUGCAGGCCAGAGCAGGAUUUCUGAUGGGCUUCAUCUUAUAAGACUUUGACUGGUGCGAACAGGAAAGACUGAAAAUAUGUCACUUUGAGUUCCUCUUAUGGCAUCCGUACUUCAGUGUCAUAAACUGUAAUGAAAUCUGAUUGACUCCAUUCGAGACUCUAUGUAUGACCUGAUGCACAGGGCAUAGUAAAGUGACUGUUGAAUGAGAAUAAGGUCAACGUACGCACUAUUCAGCGCAAUUACAUUUGGCAUAAAAGCAUGAUUCUGUAUUUCCUAACUUAAUUUUAAAGUUAUUGACAGUUGAUGUCUUAUUUUCUAUUUUGUCUUAAUUUUAUUGGACUUUAACAACAUGUGGGGAUUUAAAUGUAAAUCUCUGGUAAGAUCUAGAAAGAAUACAAGGUAAUAUCCAAGGGAGGAAAGGUUUGACAAUGUGAGGCAUGUAGGAUGGUAUAGAGCUAGAUACUGCACUAAUACUGUCAGUAGUCGUGAAUGCUGGUUUUACUUGCAUAUCCAGCACACUGACAUGUGUAGCAGGAUAUAUAGUAAGGUCAGUGCAGGUGUGGGUCAGUGAAAUGUUCUUCGUUGGGAGAUUUUUUUAGAGAGAAAAGGCAGGCUGAUACGUCGGAUUCAAAGGAGGUUCAACAUUGUACCUGCUUCAUUUAGACUGAGUCUGGAAGGAUUACAUAGAAACAUAUAGGGGUUCAUGUUGAAACACAGCUGUUCUGUGUUAACAAUGGUUGUUUUAAUACCCUAUGUAUUAUGCUCACUCUGAUUCAAUAUGACUAGCUAGAGUGCUUUCAGAGUUGCUCCCUCUGUGGGAUUGGAACUAGUCAAGGAAAAUAGUUUGUUUGUAAAACUUCUUACUGCACAGCAAUACAUCUAGACCAUAACUUUCCCUCUGGUAUAUCUAGUGCUGCUAGCACACAAAUACACUCAGGAUCUUAUUAGAAAUCAAAUCAGAAAUCAUUCUGACACACUUUGCACGUUCAUGAUUAGACUGCAUCAACUGUUUCAUUGGAUGAUGUUAAUUGAUCAACUGUUUCAUUGGAUGAUGUUAAUGGGUCAACUGUUUCAUUGGAUGAUGUUAAUGGCUCAACUGUUUCAUUGGAUGAUGUUGAUUGAUCAACUGUUUCAUUGGAUGAUGUUAAUUGAUCAACUGUCUCAUUGGAUGAUGUUAAUUGAUCAACUGUCUCAUUGGAUGAUGUUAAUGCUACAACAUGAUUGUGCUUCUAUAAUCAUAUUACAUAAUUCCUGACUGUGUGAAUCCAACUACACGUUUGCUAUGAUACAGUAUGUUUGACAUCUUACUUGUUUUUCAGUGUCGGGGCGCAUAUGGUUUAAUCUAAUACAUGAUCAAAAUAAAAAAACACAUGAAAGAAUUUUGGACUGAGCUCCCCUCUCCAUGUAGAUGUAGAGUUGUUUUGCCCUCAUCUCUGUCCUGUCAGAUGAUUCAUGCCAUUGGUGGAUACAUUGCAGACUUCAUAUUACAACUCUCUAGAAAUAGGGAUUGUCAAGCUUUCUUGGUAUCGGUCAGUUCAACGUCAACAUGGGACAGGAAUACUUUUGUCUAUGUAAUAUAAAAUAAUAAAAGUAUACUUUUUUAAUACUGA